GUCAGUCAUACUGUCAUGUUAAGUCAACUAUAGUCAGAAUCAGGGUGGUGUGGUAAUUUAUUUUCAAAAAGAGAAAUUUGCCUAAAGAUUGUGUAUUUUUGAUUAUUAAGACUUACUAUAAUAACCAUAUAAUGCUUAUGGAAUUAACGGAUGAGCUCGAGCAAAGCGACAGCGGAAUGGAAUCUUUGACCGCAAGCAAAGAUGAUACUCCGGAACGUAGGCCUGAAGAUAGUUUCAUAAUCCCUUCGGUAGGAUCAUCACCCAGCGCGGGCACACCACUUGGCGGUCCACUCAAAGAAUACGAUGAUGAGCCAGAUGAAACUCUAUCAGAGAGACUAUGGGGAUUGACUGAAAUGUUCCCUGAAGGUUUACGGAAUGGAGCACACACUGUCACUACUAAGACUUGGUCUGGAUUUAAAGGCUUGUAUGGUCUGUCCCGUUCUGUGCUCUGGGUGGUAGCAAGUUCAUCGGUGAUUCUGUUUGCUCCUGUCAUAUUCGAAGUUGAACGUGCUCAAAUGGAAGAAAUGCAGAAAACUCAACAGAAACAGGUUCUGUUGGGAACAAAUGCAGCAUUGUCUGGACCAAUGCCGAACCUGCCUCCGAUCCCACGAUAAAUUACAACAUAAUAAUAACUCUACCAUUAUAAUCACCGUUAUGGCAUUGCAUAAGUAAUGUUAAUUGUCAACUAAAUGCUUUAAUGUUAGGUAGUUAGAAUAAAUGGAUAGGUACUGGAUGUAAUGGAUUUAUUAUUGUGGAAAUUAUCAUUUAACAAAUUCUAUGUAUAAAACUAUGCACAUGUCAGAAAAUGUAUUUAUGUUUUUGCAUUUAUCCUUAUGAUUUGAGUUGAGGCUAAAUUACUGACCCUUGUAAACACUAAAUCAAAAUAUAUCAAUCUGAGAGAUGUGUACUACCUUUUGUUUUGUAUAGAUAUUAUCAGUCAGUAGCGUGUAAAAAUAAAGAUACCGUGUAAGCGGA
This is a messenger RNA of Plodia interpunctella (Indianmeal moth), 975 nucleotides long. RefSeq names its product maggie (gene mge). NCBI's taxonomy places the organism in Eukaryota, Metazoa, Arthropoda, Insecta, Lepidoptera, Pyralidae. The record is from RefSeq and is a predicted model, not a curated record. Gene Ontology annotation, cellular component: mitochondrial outer membrane. The transcript is spliced from 5 exons. Gene Ontology annotation, biological process: intracellular protein transport. The coding region runs from base 132 to 614 and encodes 160 amino acids.